AUGCCUACCCAAGGCUUCAAAGCGAUCGUCGUCGGAGGCGGCCCUGUUGGGCUGUCAGCUGCCCACGCCCUUUCACGUGCCAACAUCGAUUUCGUCCUUCUUGAACGCCGCUCAAGCUCUGUCAUCGACGCUGGCUCCAAUCUCGUGCUCAAUCCUAUGGGUAUUCGUGCACUCGACCAGCUUGGCCUCGGAGAUUCUCUUGAGAAAGUCAGCUCUACUCUCGGCCUUGUCAAGCGUCAAGAUCAUCAAGGCCACGAUAUUGGCGAUGCAUACUGGUUCAUCCUUUUCAACAAGCUCCUGGGGACCUUCCCUCGUGUAGUCAGCCGCCAUGACCUCACCAAAAUUCUAUACGAAUCGCUACCAUCGUCGACAAAGGAAAACAUUCUCACCAACAAGAAGGUCUCCGACAUCAUCCCUAACGCCACUGGCGUCAAAGUCUCGUGCGUCGAUGGGACAUCCUAUGAAGGCUCCAUUGUCAUCGGAACAGACGGUGCCCACAGCUACGUCCGCGAAAAGAUGCGCGAUCUCGCCCUGAAAAACAACUCCGACCAGGCCAACGACGAGAAGCCCUUCCUCACCACCUUCCGAGCUCUGUGGCUACGCAUGCCGACCAAGUUUGCAGGUCUCAACGCUGGAGUCACUUGUGAGACUCAUGGGCCUGGCGCUGCGACACAGCUCUUUGCUGGUGAAGAUUCUGCUGUCAUGGGACUGUAUGAGAAGAUGGAUACGCCCACCCGGGAUCGUGUGAGAUACACCGAGGCUGACCAGGUUGCUCUGGUUGAGCGAUGGGGACACAUUCCUCUUGCACCUGGAGGCAAGCUCACCCUCAAAGAUGCCUUCAACGCCCGCACACAAUCCGGACUCGUCAGUCUCGAAGAAGGUGUCGUGGAUCACUGGAGCUGGGGUGGUCGCAUUGUUCUCGCAGGCGACUCAGCGCACAAGUUCACGCCUAGUCUCGGCGCAGGCUGUAACAACGGGCUAAUUGAUGUCGUCGCACUGGUUAACCAACUCUACGCUCUUCGCCAGGAGACACCCUCUCCUACGCAUGCGCAACUUGCGUCUGCUUUUCAAACAUACCAAGAUUCGCGAAUGGCGCCUGUAGUGGAGGCAUGCCGCAGUUCGGGUAACGCAACUGCAAAUGCUACUUGGCAGUCCAGUGUGUUCAAGUUCAUUGACAAGUAUGUCAUGGGUAUUGAGAAGGUACAGAACCUUCUAAUUGGGAUGGGCGCACCAAAGAUGGCCCAGUCGCCUAGGCUUACGUGCAUCGAAGGGCCUGAGAGGGUCAUUGGUACUAUCCCCUGGGCAAAGACUGAGAUCAAGGUCUAUUGA
This is a messenger RNA of Fusarium venenatum, 1329 nucleotides long. RefSeq lists its product as uncharacterized. Gene Ontology annotation, molecular function: FAD binding. The record is from RefSeq and is a predicted model, not a curated record. Lineage: Eukaryota; Fungi; Ascomycota; Sordariomycetes; Hypocreales; Nectriaceae.